Linum tenue is the source of this 1689-nucleotide messenger RNA. The record is from the annotation of a GenBank genome assembly. NCBI's taxonomy places the organism in Eukaryota, Viridiplantae, Streptophyta, Magnoliopsida, Malpighiales, Linaceae.
AUGGGGCGAGUGGGAAAGCGAGGUGAAGAAGAGAGGAGAAAGGAUAAGGCGUUCCGCGAGUUGUCAGAAGUCGGAGCAAUAUACGGCCGGGAAAUCCCCGCCAUCCUCCGCUGCGGUAAAACUCUAACGCCGCCGCGAGAAUCCAAAUCGUGGCCUCCUUCCCAUAGCUUUCUUAUACGUUUCAUUCAAUCCAGGGAGAAGGCUUCCAUGGCUGGGUUCGAAUCGUCAGCGUUAUGUAUCAAUGACGUUCUGUCACACCAUUUACUGGUAGAAGUUCUGGUUCGCAUUCCUUUGAAAGAUGUGUUUCGCUGUAUGUCUGUUUGCAAGUUCUGGUUCUCUUCCAUUCGGGAUGAUCCAUAUUUCAAAAGACGCUUCAUUCUCAAGAGGGUUACGGAGCAGGCCUCUUCCAGUGCGGAGGAUCAUCAGCUGGUUUACGCACAGUGCAGCAUCAGGGAAAUGCUUCUGGUAACUCCCACCUGCAGCAUCGUUAAUGGUUCUGACUUAUCUUUGAAUUUGCUGCCGUUCAUUGCUGGCCAGGAUUAUUACAGUAGUACCUUAGACCGUGUGGUUUUGGGAUCUUCCAAUGGCUUGCUCUUGUGCUCCCCUUAUAAGACCAUGCCUGCCACAUACUACAUUUGCAACCCGCUCACUAAGGAGUGGCUUACCCUUCCACCAUCUCCUCAUAAGGACAGUCCUGAUGUUUAUGUUGGUUUUAUCUGUGAUCCAUUCUACCUCGUGCAAGGUGAUGAUAGCUUGAUCACUUUGAAUGAUGGAUUUGGUUUCAAGGUUGUACGUUGGCGUUACUCUAGUAGUGAUGAGGAUGAGGAAGAAGAUCUCUUUGGGAUGGAUGUGGAAGUAUUCUCAUCUGACGUGGGACUUUGGACUACAUCUAGGGCCCGAUGUGUGAAAGGUGUUACCUCUACGGCUCUACCAGCCCCGGGAACGGGGAUUUCAUACGAUGGAAGGCUCUAUUGGCUGCUUGGAAGAUGUGAGACUUUGAUCUAUGAUCCCAACAAGAAUGAGUUUUUACUCCACCACAUUACUCCUCCUUCGGAUGUAUUGUGCAUGAUUCCUUUGGUGCUUUCGCUUAUGGUGCCUUUUCAAGGGCUUAGCCAGUGUCAAGGUUCAUUUUGGGCAGGACAAGCUUGGCGUGCGGAACUGAGAGUAUACACACUGGCAGAUGGUGAAUGGCAUCUCAAGCAUAAUGUCAAUAUCCUUGAUUGGUUGCCUUCCAGUGCAAAUUCGGUCAAGAACACGAUGAAGAUUCUUCCGAACGCUGUUCAAUUCCGGACUAUGCAUCCAUAUGAUCCCAUGAUAGCCUAUUUGACUGUGGAAAUGACGUUACUGGAGUGUGACUUUGGGGGCAGGACACUGAAAGUGGUAGCCGAGAAUUUGGGCAAGAACAAGGAGGGCAGGGGUCUGAUGUGGUCCAACGUGCUGACAUUGUCUCUUCCACUUUGGCCGACCCCUCUUCCUACUCUUCCUGCUGCUUAAGCAGUUAAUUUUAUUUCCUUAGUCUACCCGGUUGUAGUUGAUGAUGAAGUGAAUGACCUUGUCCAUUGCAUGUUGAUAUGCAGUGCAUAUGGCAGUAGUUAGUUAGGUGGUCCAUUCUGAAUUUCGUUUGAACAUACAUGAAAUGUUGAAAACCAUGGCAGUUGAGCUCUGAAAGGAAUGGUUUUCUCUUUGGUG